AGGAUAAUAUAUCCCGGGUACUCCCACAAAUGUUGUGUAAUGGACUUGUCCAACGCGUGGACGCUACCAAUGCCAAUCGAAGGGAGAGUAAUAUGGGGCGGUAAAAUUAGAAAGACCGUUUGAACCCCCAGUGAGAAGGGGUCACGUUCAGGAUGGUACGGUCCAACGAGGGCCGCCACAUCAGCGCUCGCUCUCUUUCACGUGGUCGGAAGAGCACUUCUGAGGGAGGUUUCCAGGCGCUGGGAACAGGGACGUGUGACCGCCAUGACACUAGAGGCAAAAACAGAUAAAGAAAGCAGCCACUGAACCGCUGAAGGGGUCCUGAGAUAAGAAGUCUAAUUAAUAAGACUGUUGAGAACAUGUGACUUGGCAAAGCCUCCAGUAAUUGAGCCAAAGGAUCCGGAACAGCUGCUAAUGCAGACGCCCCAGGGAAACCCGCUGCUGCUUUCCCACACCCUACAAGAGCUGUUGAGCAAGGACACUGUGCAGGUGGAGCUUAUACCUGAGAAGAAGGGCCUCUUUCUGAAACAUGUGGAGUAUGAAGUUUCCAGCAAGCGCUUCAAGUGCUCUGUGUACAGGCGAUACAAUGACUUUGUGGUAUUCCAUGAGAUGCUGCUUCAGAAGUUCCCAUAUCGUAUGGUGCCUGCACUUCCUCCAAAGAGAAUGCUGGGAGCUGACCGAGAAUUCAUAGAGUCUAGGCGGCGGGCUCUGAAGCGUUUCAUUAAUCUGGUGGCUCGACAUCCCCCUUUCUCAGAAGACGUGCUCCUGAAGCUCUUUCUCUCCUUUAGUGGCUCGGAUGUGCAGAACAAGCUGAGGGAGUUGGUCCAAGGUGUGGGAGACGAGUUCAUGACUUGUCAACUAGCCACCAGGGCCAAGGACUUCCUCCCAGCCGACAUCCAGGCCCAAUUUGCUGCCAGUCGAGAGCUUAUCCGAAACAUCUACAACAGCUUCUACAAACUGCGGGACCGUGCGGAAAGAAUAGCUUCCCGAGCCAUUGAUAAUGCCGCAGAUCUUCUCAUAUUUGGAAAGGAACUAAGUGCUUUGGGCUCAGACACUACACCACUUCCCUCCUGGGCUGCUCUGAACAAUAGCACGUGGGGGACUCUGAAACAGGCCUUGAAAGGCUUGUCUGUCGAAUUUGCGCUGUUGGCCGAUAAGGCUGUACAGCAGGGAAAACAGGAAGAGAGUGAUGUGGUGGAGAAGCUGAACCUUUUCCUGGAUUUACUCCAGUCCUAUAAAGAUCUGUGUGAGAGGCAUGAGAAGGGAGUACUGCACAAACACCAGCGAGCUUUGCACAAGUACAGCAUGAUGAAGAAGCAGAUGAUGAGUGCCACUGUGCAGAACAAGGAGCCAGAGUCCGUGGAACAGCUGGAGUCACGAAUUGUGGAGCAAGAGAAUGCCAUCAUGACCAUGGAGCUGCGGAAUUACUUUUCUUUGUACUGCCUGCACCAGGAGACACAGCUAAUCCAUAUCUACCUGCCUCUCACUUCCCACAUCUUGGGAGCUUUUGUCAACUCCCAGAUCCAGGGCCAUAAAGAGAUGAGUAAAGUUUGGAAUGAACUGAAGCCAAAGUUGAGCUGCCUGUUUGUGGGACCCCACAACAUGCCAACACCACCAUUGUCACCCCCAGAGGGCAACUUCUUUGCCAAUUAAUGCUCUGAGAUCUGACACUGACCAAGUCAAAGUGCGGUCACGAGAGGGGUGUGACCUCUAUCUCCAGAUAUUAAAAGGAAUCCUCCAAACAGCUAUUUUUAUACUGCUGCUUUGAGCUGCUCUCUGACUUAUGGACAGACUGGAAACAGAAGCACAUACAGAGAGAGAGAGACAAUCUCUUGAUUUUUGUUUGUUGUUCUUUAUUUUGAAGUGCCCUGGGACACGACUGAGAUUCAUUGCCCCAGAGGCCCUCUGCCUAAGGACUGGAAGUGGCUUGGUACAUCAGGUGCUGCAGUUCAGCUGUUGCUGAAGUCCCAUGCUGCUCAUACUAACUGCCCUCUUACAGCUAUCAACACGUAUACUAGCCAAUGUGUAAAGUGCUGAGACGCACAGGAUGUCUGAAGCAUUCCUUGCUAUUUAAGCUUGGGGCCCAACCUAGAGGCAAAUAUGGGUAAGGAGAGCUGAAGGCUAGCCUCCCUUUCUCCCUAGGUUCAUUAGUUAGAUGUUUGAUUUCACAUUGCUAGAUCCACAUGCAAAACAGGGGAAAGCUUCUGGUGGGCUCUCUAGCUCUGCUGGGUGGGUCAGUGCUGGAAAUGAUGUUUCCCAGUGUGGGAAUUGAACUCAUGUCACAGGAGAGCACAGGGCAUAUUUGCUUAUGAGUAGUAGUGUGUGACCAAAGAUGACCUUGUUGAACAGCAUUUCUUAUGGGAGUCUGCUGGUCACAUGUGUAGAAAUUAGCUGAUUGAAACUACGAUACAUCCCUUAGAAAGGGAUAACUUUUCAUACUGUUGAAGGACAGCUCUGGGGUGAUCAACUUUCCUGGGAAGAGCUGGAGUCUUCACUCCUGGGUGCCUGUGUUACACGCUGGUAUCCUCAGAGGACGGCUGCCUGUAAGAGCCUGAACUGGCUAAGGCUGAUGUUCCCUCUGAGCUACUAUCAAUUGUUACAUAACCAGGACAGGACUGAAAAUGUUCAGUUCAUCAGCAAGAGUCAGUAUUUAUCAUGGUGAUGCUGCUACUCUUUUUUGGCAGUACCACCAUGAUCAUCGUCUCUUGAAGAUGAAGACAAACGCCUUGAGGUGAAGGAGGCACUAAGCUUCAAGUGAGUGAAAAGGAAACACACUUAACUAGGAAGAAUGAGCUGUCAAAUUUGGACCAUAAUUAUUUCCCUAUUCUAGGCAACUUGCCCAUUAAGGGGGCGGGGGUAUAUUCAACUUCUCUAAUUCUAGAAUUCUGAUUCUUAUAGUGUUGGCUAGUUUCUACUGCAAGAGGAACUAUGAUUGAAAUAACCAAAGUUACUUGACAUAUGUCAAUAAGCUAAUCAGUGUUCUGGUGUCUGGGACAGGCAGGGCCCUUUCACCUUUGAGAAACCACCACUGUGGAACAGGGGCUACGCUAGAUUGUCCUACAUACAACACUGUUUGUCUACACUGCAAUCAUCAGAUGUGACUGCAGCAUGUAUAGACAUCGCCAAGCUCGCUUUACCCUACCUAACUCAGCUACUGGGAGCAGUGAAGCCCUGGCAGUGCACAAUUCAGCACUUACUGUACAAAUGUGUCCAGAACCUGGGUGAUUACUUGGAUGACUAGCCCAUGCUGCUAUUGCUUCACUCCUACUCACACACAAGCUAGCUUGAUUAAACUAGCUAUGUGAACUGCAGCCACACUCUAUUAAUGCAGUGUAAACGUGCCCGGUGUGUGUAUCUUGGUGCUGGGGCUAGGGAGAGCCGUGGCUUUUGACACUCUUAAAAGGGUGAAUGUAAAAACAGAUCUUACACAGAAUGCAUUGCUUGUUAGCAGCUUAAGUGCUAACUCUUUCUAAUGCUUGCUCAGAAUGUUUCCCUUGCAACUAAUCUACCAUGCUUUGCAAGAGCCUGAGACAGGUGCUAGCGACUCUUUGGCAGAGAAUACAAAGCAAUACAGAAGAGAUUCUAUUCACAAACCAGGACAAAUUGCUAAGACCAUAAAUGUAUGUACAGUGUAAUAAUAAUCUACCAUCUUGAGUGGUAGACAGGAAACAUUUCUCCAUUUCACCUUGUUUAGACUAGGAAAAUAGGUUGCUUUAUGUUAGCUUACAUUUUAAUGUGAUUUUAAACACUAGUGCAGACAGUAUCAAUGCUUUUAAAAAUGUGUUGCCUGGUUGUGGUCAACCCCAGCUCCCGCACCCCCAGCAUAACUCUUUUUAUUUGUUUGGUAAUCAAAGAGUAGCGUGUCUACUGUUAAAUUAAACAAAUAAUCAAAAUAAGAAAAUACUGUACAUUAUCUUGGAAAAGUUUGGAUCUCCCAUAUAAUGGGGAGCUGCAUUGCCUGCAUCAGUUGUCUGAUAGAGGGUGAUUGUCAGCAUAGCAAAGAGUUGGCUCUAGUAGAAAGAAACUUUGCCCUUUACACAGUUAUAAAAAGCCUGAAAGUGUAACAACUAUUUCUAAACUCUUAAGCUCAUAUUCAAGUUAGCUGUCCAAGGGAUAACUGUUCAUUGCUGUUCUUUAAGCAGCAGCCCUUACAGGCUCUGUUUAUGGAAUUCAGUAGGAUAAUCAGGUUAAGCCUGUGACAUAUAUAAAUCUAUCUUAAAAAGAAAUGUUUCAUUGGAGUCGCUGAGUGAGAAUACAUCCAUUCGUGCAGUUGCCUUGUUCUAGCCCCUGAAUGAAGACAGGGAUGAGCAUACACUGUUUCAGUGAGGACUGCAGUUGCCUUUCAACAACAUCUGCUAAAUUUUGGGCAGCUUUCAAGAGAGAAUGAGUGCCUCGUGUUCAUAUACCUGAUACAGCCAAUGCCACAUCCUGGGGGACUGCCCUGGUUACUACUCCCUCUGUAAGCAUCUUCCUCUCAUACUGGAGUUCAUACAAGCUUUAACUUGCAAACCUAUUUUUAUAGACUUAGCCAUUCUGGUCUGAAAUCCAAAUGGUGGUGGCAUGACUACUUCCAGCAGCAGCAGAGAAGGGGCUUCUGCACUUGUAUUCUCCUCUCAGUUUAGGGUCAAUGCAGUUUGCAGAGACAGCGUCUAUUACAACUUCUCUGCUGUGGAAGAGGGCUGGGUAGAAAAGUCAAACUGACUUCAGUUCUCUGUAUGGGCCAUAUGCAAUGUAGAGGAAGCUAAAACAGCUGCUUCCAUGGUCCAUGCUAUGUUCAGACUAACAAACAGAAAUAGUGAAAACAAAACAUAAUGCAUUGAACAAGCAGUUCCCAACACCAGAGCUGGUAGGGCAUUAGCUUGCCCAAUUUUCUCUGAUGACUGGAAUUAGUUUUGAAUUGAUGUUAAGCACAACAGGAAAAGAGUUGAAGAGGGCAUGCCAGUUAGCCAAGACCUGCUGUUGCUGUGAGCUCUAGAACCAAAAAGUUAAUGUGCCUUUCUGAAUGGAAGCUUUCUCUGCACAUAUUGACCUCAUGGGGGCUUCCACCCAUUUGCGAUGUGACUUUGUAGAUAAGGCAUCCAGAUGUAUAAUUUUCAGUGCGAGUGUGUCUGCACCAGAAUGUCUUGAAGAAGCCAGGUCUGUAGAUGAAUAUGAAGCCGGAGAAGAGAACCUGACUCUUCAGUACCGAAAUUGGUCUCCUUUCCACCAAAAGAGCCAUGUAGCCUGCCUUUCCUAUUGCCACUGCUGUUUCUAUCCGGAAGGGGACAACAUGCGGUGCCUACUCUGACCAGCCGCACAGAAGGUGUUUACAGAUGGGGAAACUUUCCAAAAUAUCACUCUCUGCUCCCCUCCCCCCCCUUACCUGUGACUUGCUCAUGGGAUCACUAUGUUUAAACAGGGCCUUAUUCUCUUCUUGUCUCUGCUCCAUCUGCUCUUCCUUUUUGAUCACCCAUGGAAGUCACUGCUGAAUUUGUAACAGGCUAGCUGCACAAGUUCAGGACUGUGACUUUACUGAAAGAUGAAGCAGCAGCUCAGGUGAGGACAGAAUUCAAAAUACUGGUCUCCGCCAUAGUAGCAGAGGCAAUAGAGUGUAAUACAGAAUGAAUGGCAGGGGUACAAGGCACUAACUCUUAUCCUUUGCCUUCAAGCCAAGGCUUGCCACGUGCAUGAGGAAUGGCACUUUGACUAGUACAGACUAUUCAGAGCAGCUGGAUGGAGAUAGGAAGAAGCAGGCUUGGUUGGAGGAUGUGAAUUUUACCUGUUUGGGAAAACCCUGUAUCUUUGCUUGGCUCAAAUAGUCUUAUGUAUGAAGCACUUUAUCAAACUGCAGGAAUUAAAAAACUAUUACUACAGCUGAUAGACUGGAACUGUUUACAGAUUAUAUUACAUUCCAAGAUUCUGUCUCCAACUGUUUAAAAAAUAUGUAUUUGUAAGACAAAAAAAUACUUGUAUAAGAAGUUAA
Molecule: messenger RNA, 5962 nt
Organism: Mauremys reevesii (Reeves's turtle)
Lineage: Eukaryota; Metazoa; Chordata; Testudines; Geoemydidae
Gene: SNX8
Product: sorting nexin 8
Exons: 12
Coding region: 415-1653 (412 amino acids)
Biological process (GO): retrograde transport, endosome to Golgi
Molecular function (GO): phosphatidylinositol binding
Source: RefSeq, a predicted model, not a curated record